GGGGACGGGACCCGGGUGUCGCCACGGCGUCUAGGCGUCAUUGUUCUGCGUUUGCGUAUUGCUAGUAUGUCUGUGCCUUUAGUUUUUGCCAAGCGCGCUCGAGCUCGCCGUACCUCGUACGCUGCGUGCAGCCACAGGCUGGACUCGUGAGAGCUGGAAGAACACCAUAGUGAUCUGACAGACGCCUCCUCGCAAUCUCACUGCACGCAGUGCCCCAGGCGCGCAUCCAAGCUCAAAACUCCCUCCAGCCUCGCUGUCAAGGCGCGCGCCCCGUACUGCCACGGGCGGCGAGCUAAGACAAGCCGUGCGCAAACGCGGCGCUACGAAAGCAGAAGACAGUACUGAAAGAUGGCCACCGCCCGCGACCUCCAGGCCCAGCUCGCGCAAGCGAGAUCUCCGGAAGAAUACGUGGACAUGCUCCAGCACGGCGUCGAGCACUUUCCUAGAGUUGCGCUCUUUUGGCGGUUAUAUGCGGAGCACGAGCGCGCGACGCGGGGCCCGGAAGUGGCCUGGAAGUUACUAAACGAAAAUGAAGAGAAGGCCCUGUGCUGGUGCCGCUGCGACGCGGACCUGUGGCGCGUCGCCGCCGAGUGUUGUAGAGAUGCGCAUCCGCGCGAGGAACGCGCAUCGGAGUCUACGGAGUUGGUUGGCCGGACCUUCGAGCGAGCCGUCGCCGCGGCCGGCGCCGCGCCCGAGGCCACGGCGCUGUGGCGCGCGUAUCGGGACUGGGCCGCCAACUCCGCCCCGGUGGCGCAACGGGCCCAGGCCAAGGCUUCUCUCCUUAGAAGGGCUUCACUAAUUCCCGGUGAAGGCAACGACGAAUUUUGGCGCGAGAUCGAGAAGGAGGCGCGCGAAGGUGGCGACGAAAAGGACCGGGAGCGGGCGCGAGCGCUGGAUCCGUUGGCGCAGGCUGCGAGGCGAGAUGGGGCGGCACGAGCCCAAAUCUGGCGCGCAGCGAGACACGCCCAGACCGACGAUGAUUUAGGAAGAUGGCGCAUCGUCAUCGCGUACGAACGAGCUUCUAUGCCUACCGAAAAAAGGAGGCAGGAAGCCACGCCCGCCGAGAAGAGCGCGCAUGCUCUGUCGAUCGAUGCCGGGCGAAGGCGCAUCGCCGCGGCCUACCGCGCGGCCAUCGACGCCUGCGCGGACCAGGCGCCCGAAUUGUUUCUCGAACUGUCCGACUGGGCUGAGCAGUGCCACGCCGAGGACUUAGCGAGACCGGAGGCGAUUCCGGGCGGCGCCGACACGGAUUGUCCGGAAGAUGAGGCGUUGAUAGCGUCACCCUUCUCCCUAGAAGAUGAAUCCCCCCUCUUCCAGGCGGCUCCCAGUGGUCCCGACGCGGCGGUUCACAUUUUAGCAGAUGCCGCAAAGACGUGUUCGACCUCGGUCCUGGCCGCGGCGGCCCACGCGGCGGCUCUCGAGCGGUUGGGUCGACCGGCGGAAGCGGAAGCCGCUCUCGAGGCGCUCGUGGCCAAAGAACUGAAGACGGACGACCCCGAGGCGAAGGAGGGCGAACUUUGCGCCGCGCCGUGGGUCUUGCUCGAGCGCCACUGCCGCCGCCACCGAGGCAAGGAGGCAGCCAGGGACGUCUUCGCUAGAACAGCAGACCUGCGGAAAGCCAAGAAGAUCGACGCGCGGAUCUACGAAGGUCACGCGGUCGUGGAAUCGCGGGCAAAUAAUGACAAGCUCGCCGCUCGUAGAGUGUUUGAAUUGGGCUUGGAUCAAAGACCGGAGUUGUUACAGAGGCACGACGCGGUCUACGUGUUGACCUUCGCCCAUUUUCUCGAAACGGACUGUGGAGAUGCUGAUUCUGCCUCUGCGGUCAUCGAACGAAGUAUAGCGGCGUAUAAGAAGGAGCAGGACGUGCCCCACGUCCUCUGGGACGCCCUCGUGUCCAUCUACCACCGGCACGCUUCUUCGCGGGACGCUGCCAUGAAGGCUCGGGCCGUGGAAGUUAGGAGAAAGAAAGCCGGCGCGGGCGGUGUGGGUGGCGCGCUCAUGGCGCUCUGGCGAGACGUGUCGUCGGCGGCCAUCCUCCCUUUAAAUGCGACGGACACGGCCUGGCGCGUGCGCGAGGCCAUCCCCGCGAUUUUGGUGCGGGAUUUGGCGUCCUGUCGAGACCACGCGUCGAAGCUCGAAGCGGCUAGAGCCGAUGGCCUACUCGCCGACGAGAUCGACAACGGCGGGUUAGAUGCCUCGGAUCUGGACGCUGGUGAUGAUGGGGACGCCGUGGCUAUAUUGUUGAGUGCGGGUACUUUGCCGCCGAAUUUACGGAGACUCACGGAGCGCAUCCACACGAAGGCCCGGAAGCAGGUCGCCGAUCCUAGAGCGGUCCAAUUUGUGCUAGAUGCUCUGUUGCGGGCGCCGCUGCCGCCGCCGCCCACGAAGAAGAGGGGAAGAGACGACGACGACGAGGACGACGCCGAGGCGCCGCCCGACGCGUUCCGGGCGAGGAGGGCCGCGAAGCGCGCGGCGAAAUAAAUAAAAC
Messenger RNA from Pelagomonas calceolata, 2488 nucleotides. The record is from the annotation of a GenBank genome assembly. NCBI's taxonomy places the organism in Eukaryota, Pelagophyceae, Pelagomonadales, Pelagomonadaceae.